This is a messenger RNA of Striga hermonthica, 2349 nucleotides long. Lineage: Eukaryota; Viridiplantae; Streptophyta; Magnoliopsida; Lamiales; Orobanchaceae. The record is from the annotation of a GenBank genome assembly.
AUGGCAGGAAAACAAGUAAAACAAUGGCUUCUCCUCCUCCUCCUCUCAGCCCAUCUUCUCACAACCUUCGCCACAACCACCAAGAAAACAUACAUAGUAUACGUCGACAAAUCCGCUAAGCCCCAAGAAUUCACCGACCACUCCGAAUGGUACUCCUCCAUGGUCAAAUCAGUAACAUCGCACACCACAACUCGAACCGCGGACCACGACGAACACGAUGAUCAGCAGGACAGAAUAAUUUACACCUAUCAAACAGCCUUCCACGGCCUCGCCGCCCGUCUGACCGAGGCCGAGGCCCAAAACUUGCAGAAUCACGAAGCCGUGCUUGCCACCUUCCCCGAGACCGUUUACCGUCUCCACACCACCCGAAGCCCUCUGUUCCUCGGCCUCGAGCCCGAGCAGCACGCUGUUGCGGGGCCCCCGGCCCACGACGUGGUCGUCGGGGUCCUCGAUACUGGGAUAUGGCCCGAGAGCCCGAGCUUCAACGACACCGGCAUGGACCCCGUCCCAGCCCACUGGAGAGGCGCAUGCGAGACAGGCCGGUCUUUCGACCGCCGCCACUGCAACCGCAAGAUCGUCGGCGCCCGGUCGUUCUACCGCGGCUACGAGGCGGCCUCCGGCAAAAUCGACGAGGAGGAAGAGUUCAAGUCUGCCCGGGACCAAGACGGGCACGGGACCCACACGGCAGCCACGGUCGCCGGGUCGCCCGUCCAUGGAGCCAGCCUCCUCGGGUACGCGGGCGGGACGGCCCGCGGGAUGGCUCCCGGAGCCCGGCUCGCGGCCUACAAGGUCUGCUGGGCCGGUGGGUGCUUCAGCUCGGAUAUUCUCUCCGCGAUCGAUCGUGCCGUGGCAGAUGGAGUACACGUUCUCUCGAUCUCGUUGGGCGGUGGCGUCUCGUCUUACUACCGCGACAGCCUCUCGGUGGGGACUUUCGCGGCCAUGGAGAAAGGUGUGUUCGUGUCGUGCUCGGCUGGGAAUGGCGGACCCGACCCGAUCAGCCUCACGAACGUUUCGCCGUGGGUGGCGACGGUCGGUGCCAGCACAAUGGACAGGGAAUUCCCGGCGAAUGUAAAGCUUGGGUCCGGGAAGUCUCUAACCGGAGCUUCCCUUUAUAAAGGCCAACGAAAUCUUUCAGUAAAUAGACUGUACCCAUUGGUCUACAACGGAGACAGUAACUCGACAAGCCCUACGCCGAGCUCGAUGUGCCUUGAGGGCACACUCAACCCGCGGUCCGUUGCUGGCAAGAUCGUGAUAUGCGACAGGGGAAUCAGCCCACGAGUGCAGAAGGGGCAGGUCGUGAAGGAUGCAGGCGGAGUUGGGAUGAUUCUGACCAACACCGCCGCCAACGGGGAGGAGCUUGUGGCCGACUGCCACCUCCUCCCGGCAGCCGCCAUCGGCGAGUCCGCCGGGAAGCUGAUCAAACGAUACGCGCUUUCCGGGAAAAACAACAAAAACGCAACCGCCACACUAGAAUUCCUGGGGACGAAGAUUCGUGUCCGGCCGUCUCCGAUCGUGGCCGCGUUCUCCUCUCGGGGCCCGAACAUUCUCUCCCCGGAGAUACUGAAGCCCGACAUGGUGGCCCCGGGGGUGAACAUCCUGGCGGCCUGGACGGGCGAGGCCGGGCCAUCAGGCCUACCAACGGACCACCGACGGACGAGGUUCAACAUACUCUCAGGAACGUCCAUGUCGUGCCCGCACGUGAGCGGGGUCGCGGCGCUCAUCAAGUCAAGACGGCCCGAGUGGGGCCCGGCCGCCAUCAAAUCGGCUCUUAUGACGACGGCAUACGUACACGACAACAUGCGGAGACCUCUCAAGGACGCGGCCUCCACGGCCGCGCCCUCGACUCCGUUCGAUCACGGGGCGGGUCACAUAAACCCGAUGAGGGCGCUCGACCCGGGCUUGAUCUACGACAUUACCCCGCGGGACUAUUUCGAGUUCCUCUGCACUCAGGGCUUGACGGGCUCCGAGUUGGCGGUGUUCUCCAGGUCGUCGAACAUGACGUGUCGCGGCUCGUUCUCGAGCGCGGGGGAUUUGAACUACCCGGCGAUCUCGGUUGUUUUUCCGGAGAAUGCCAAUGGGAGCACGGUGGUGACGGUGAGAAGAACGGUUACGAACGUGGGACCCGCGGGGUCGAGUUACCGUGCGGUGGUGUCGCCGUUUAGAGGGGCGUACGUGAAGGUGGAGCCGGAGAGGUUGGAGUUCACGGGGGAGCGGAAGAGGAUGACGUAUAGUGUGACGUUCAGGGUGAGGUCGAGGCAGACGGUUCCGGAGUUUGGGGCCGUAGUGUGGAAGGACGGGGUGCAUAAGGUGAGGAGCCCGGUGGUGAUCAUGUGGCUUCCGCCGUUGUGA